CUUUAAAUACCGCGGUACACCCCACCCUCGCACACCACUGCUGGAGAAACCCCAGGUUCCUGCCAGUCAAGGCCAACAGUGGAGCGAGACAGGUCGAAGACAUUCCAAGUCGCGUUUCAGUCUGUUACAGUCAUCCCUCGAGACUAAACCUUGAAAGAUGUCCACCAAAGAGAAGCUGAUUGGCCAUGUGAUGAAGGAGGAGCCUGUUGGCUGCAGGAACAAGGUGACAGUGGUCGGUGUCGGCAUGGUGGGCAUGGCCUCUGCCAUCAGCGUCCUGCUUAAGGAUCUGUGUGAUGAGCUGGCACUGGUUGAUGUGAUGGAGGAUAAGCUUAAGGGUGAAGUCAUGGAUCUGCAGCAUGGAUCCCUCUUCCUCAAGACACACAAGAUUGUUGCCGAUAAAGACUACAGUGUGACAGCCCACUCCAAGGUGGUGGUGGUGACUGCUGGAGCCCGCCAGCAGGAGGGCGAGAGCCGUCUCAACCUGGUUCAACGUAACGUCAACAUCUUUAAGUUCAUCAUCCCCAACAUCGUCAAGUACAGCCCCCACUGCAUCCUGCUGGUUGUCUCCAACCCAGUGGACAUCCUGACCUAUGUUGCCUGGAAGCUGAGCGGCUUCCCACGUCACCGUGUCAUUGGCUCCGGCACCAACCUGGACUCUGCUCGUUUCCGCCAUCUCAUGGGAGAGAGACUCCACAUCCACCCUUCCAGCUGCCAUGGCUGGAUCGUUGGAGAACACGGAGACUCAAGUGUCCCUGUGUGGAGUGGCGUGAAUGUUGCUGGUGUUUCCCUUCAAACCCUCAACCCAAAGAUGGGAAUUGAAGGAGACACCGAGCACUGGAAGGAAGUACACAAGAAAGUGGUCGACGGAGCUUAUGACGUGAUCAAACUGAAGGGCUACACCUCCUGGGCCAUCGGUAUGUCUGUGGCAGACUUGGUUGAGAGCAUCCUGAAGAAUCUGCACAAAGUGCACCCCGUGUCCACCCUGGUCAAGGACAUGCAUGGAGUAAAGGAUGAGGUCUUCCUGAGCAUUCCCUGCGUCCUGGGCAACAGCGGCCUCACAGAUGUCAUCCACAUGACACUGAAGCCCGACGAAGAGCACCAGCUGGUUAAGAGUGCUGAGACGCUGUGGAGCGUGCAGAAGGAGCUCACCCUGUGAACGCCCUUCCUCUGAUCUCACAAAUCCACCUUGAGUCCACCCAUAACAAAAACCUCUGUUGUGGCUCAAACCUUCUAUGUAUACUGCAUCUUUCUGACACAACUGGAUAAAUGAGGCCUGUGAAUAUCUGAAAGUCAAGGAACUCGUAACUAAGAAUGGCUUUACACAGUGAAACUUUCAUGCAACUAGUUGUAGGUGGCAAGUUGCAUGAAACAAUUUUCAUGCAACCGGACAGUUACAUGAAGCAAUUCAAAAACAAUUAGUCUCAUGCAACAUGAUUUAAUAGUUUAUUUCACUGAGAUUAGCUAGUUAGAUUGGUAAUUUUUCUUCUGUCGUAUCAUUUCCUCGCUAGAUUAUAUCAAGGGGAAGGUGUCAUUGUAACUACAUGUGCAUCUUUGUAUCUUACUUCGUAUCAUUUUCUCACUGGAUAAUAUCAAUUUGGACAUGUUGUAUCACUUUUUCUUACUUUGUUUCAUAACGGCUGUCCUGGAGAAUAGGAAGAGCGCUAUUGGUACAUAAAUGCUUAUUGACUGGUUACUCAAAAAAGAGACCAAUGGAUCAUUUCCCACUCUAUUCAAAAGACCAUCUUUUGUUUUAAUAUUUUGUUCAUUUUGGUGAUAAGCCACGUUUUCCAGUUCAAAUCAACCAGUUGAACUUGGUUGGAAAUGAUACUGCAUCAACAGUAUCACCUGACACAUUAUCAGUGUUUUGAUCGGCUGUUGCAUGAAAUUGGUUUUACAAAGUUGAGUUUUACGACUGUUGCAGCUGAGUUUCACGCGUGUUGCAGAGGGCUUUACACCAUGCAACUAAAGUUGCGUUAAAGUUCCAUCAUGUAAAGCCAACCUAAAAUCAAUGGAAGUUAGAUAUUGGGUUCCGCUAGAAGAAUAUCCACAGGCAUAAUUUUCCCUGUCCCCACAGCUCACCUCCUUCAUGACUGAAUUCUCUAAAGCAGACCUCAAACCAGUAGCCUUAUAGCUCAGUGUGUGUUGUCUGUACGAUUGUAAGGCUGUCGCAUUUUGUGUAAAUGAUGCGUAUAGACGUUUAUAUGUACUAUUGUGUAUUGCUGCUUCUUGUCGUCUGUACACUCCUUGUAUGCUGUUGAUAUUUAACAAGUGUUCAGUGAUUGUUACCUGUUGGUUUUUUCCCCACUUGGGAAUCUGUUUAUUUUUUUCUGGACUGGAGUAUAAUGAAGACAUUCCUUUCUCUAUGUAGAGGUCUUCUUGUCCACUCCUGGCCAUAACAAUACUGCAGGUUGAUACCGAAGUACCUUAGCCCAUUAUUUCGUAUUUCUGUACAACACUUCUUUAUCUAAGUUUUUGUGCAAUGAAACUGUCCACAAGUGGACUGAAAAACAAAAUUCUUUGGAAAGCAAGUGCAUUGGUAUGAGGACGAGGUAACUAAAAGUUAGGUCAGAAAAAAAUCUCUUUGAACCAAAACAUUGUCAUAACCAUGCUACCGGAUGCCAAUAAGGUGACCUGCUGAUAUUUAAUAUAAUUCAAUUAAUACAGAGAACCAAUGGAAAGGGCCAGCAACAAUCAUAAUCUAGGGUCAGGUUAUGAAUCAUGAACUUAAGGUGACAGUCCUAAUUUAUGGUGUUCUGUUUGUGUACCUUAGAUAUCCUUUUUACGUAAUAAAUAUUCUGUUUAUUUAUUAUUUCCCACCUGGCUCUGAAGAAGGCUUCAAGUUAUACUAAGCUUGGCUGUAAUCUAUCUAAUAUUUACAUUAGACACGGCCUAUUGAUCAUCUGUCUUAAGUCAUUGCACUUGUUAUGGCAGCUGGAUGUUGGAUCGGUUUUGCUCUACCACCAAAUAAAUCUAAGAUGGCGAUACCA
Messenger RNA from Lampris incognitus (smalleye Pacific opah), 2987 nucleotides. It is a transcript of the gene ldha, whose product is annotated as lactate dehydrogenase A4. Gene Ontology annotation, biological process: carboxylic acid metabolic process. Gene Ontology annotation, molecular function: L-lactate dehydrogenase (NAD+) activity. The record is from RefSeq and is a predicted model, not a curated record. Lineage: Eukaryota; Metazoa; Chordata; Actinopteri; Lampriformes; Lampridae. Gene Ontology annotation, cellular component: cytoplasm. The transcript is spliced from 8 exons. The coding region runs from base 158 to 1156 and encodes 332 amino acids.